Messenger RNA from Prunus avium (sweet cherry), 2675 nucleotides. The record is from RefSeq and is a predicted model, not a curated record. NCBI's taxonomy places the organism in Eukaryota, Viridiplantae, Streptophyta, Magnoliopsida, Rosales, Rosaceae.
UAGCCACCAUAAUAAGCUUGUUCUUACUGAUGCAGGAAAGAGGAGAAGUUGAUUGGAGUAAAUUAACGACAGAAACUUAUGAGUUGGCAGAAGAAUGCUUGCAAAUAAACUACUAUGGUGCUAAAAGAACAGCUGAAACACUUAUCCCACUCCUCCAGUUAUCUGACUCACCGAGAAUUGUUAAUGUUUCGUCUGGCUUGGGGAAGUUAAACAACAUACCAAAUGAUUGGGCUAAAGGAGUUUUUACUGAUGCUGAUAACCUAACAGAAGAGGGAGUAGAUGAGGUACUGACUGAGCUUCUAAAAGCCUUCAAGGAGGGUUCACUUGAAAGUAAGGGCUGGCCUUCUUCUUUUUCUGCCUAUAUAGUCUCAAAAGCUGCACUGAACGCAUAUACAAGGAUUCUAGCAAAGAAGUACCCCGAUAUUCGUAUCAAUUCGGUAUGCCCUGGCUUUGUCAAAACCGAUCUAAACUCCAAUGCCGGCGUCUUGCCUGUCAAAGAAGGUGGUGCCAGAGUUGUGAGGACAGCAUUGCUGCCCAAUGAUGGCCCUUCUGGCUCCUUCUUUGUUCAGUAUGAAGUGUCAGAUAUUGAACAAACGAAUCAAAAAAUUUCUUCUUCUCAUUAUUAUUUAUUUGAAUAUAGACCACAAAAUUCAAAGGCUUUCCAAGAAUUACACUAUAAAAGAAAGGAAGGCUCCUUCUGUUUAAUACACAUCUCAAUUCUCACAGACCGUGCCAUUUCUAAUAUAUCAAUGGCAGAAGCAACAAAGAGGUAUGCAGUUGUUACUGGAGCAAACAAAGGCAUAGGAUUGGAAACUGUGAGGCAAUUGGCCUCAAAUGGAUUCACUGUAGUCUUAACUGCCAGAGAUGAGAAAAGGGGUCUUGAAGCUGUUGAGAAACUCAAAGAAUCUGGCCUCUCAGGUCAAGUGGUUUUUCAUCAACUUGAUGUGGCUAACCCUACUACUGUUGCUUCCUUGGCAGAGUACAUCAAAACCCAGUUUGGAAAACUCGAUAUCUUGGUGAACAAUGCAGGGAUUACUGGAAGCCAAGUAGACGGUGAUGCUCUUAAAGCUGUAGCAGACACUGGUGCCGUGGAAAGAGGAGAAGUUGAUUGGAGUAAAUUAACGACAGAAACUUAUGAGUUGGCAGAAGAAUGCUUGCAAAUAAACUACUAUGGUGCUAAAAGAACAGCUGAAGCACUUAUCCCACUCCUCCAGUUAUCUGACUCACCGAGAAUUGUUAAUGUUUCCGCUUCCUUGGGGAAGUUAAAGAACAUACCAAGUGAUUGGGCUAAAGGAGUUUUUACUGAUGCUGAUAACCUAACAGAAGAGGGAGUAGGUGAGGUAUUGACUGAGCUUCUAAAAGCCUUCAAGGAGGGUUCACUUGAAAGUAAAGGCUGGCCUUCUUCUUUGUCUGCCUAUAUAGUCUCAAAAGCUGCACUGAACGCAUAUACAAGGAUUCUAGCAAAGAAGUACCCCGAUAUUCGUAUCAAUUCGGUAUGCCCUGGCUUUGUCAAAACCGAUCUAAACUCCAAUGCCGGCGUCUUGCCUGUCAAAGAAGGUGGUGCCAGAGUUGUGAGGACAGCAUUGCUGCCCAAUGAUGGCCCUUCUGGCUCCUUCUUUGUUCAGUAUGAAGUGUCAGAUCUUUGGUGUUUUUUCUUUUGUUUUUCCUGGUAUGCAGUUGUUACUGGGGCAAACAAAGGCAUAGGAUUGGAAACUGUCAGGCAGUUGGCCUCAAAAGGAUUCACUGUAGUCUUAACUGCCAGAGAUGAGAAGAGGGGUCUUGAAGCUGUUGAGAAACUCAUAGAGUCUGGCCUCUCAGGUCAAGUGGUUUUUCAUCAACUUGAUGUGGCUAACCCUGCUAGUCUUGCUCCUUUGGCAGACUUCAUCAAAACCCAGUUUGGGAAACUCGAUAUCUUGGUGAACAAUGCCGGUAUUGGUGGAAGCACAGCAGAUCCUGAUGCCUUUAGAGCUGUAGUAGAGUCUGGUGCCUUUGGAAGAGGUGAAGUUGAUUGGAGUAAACUAAAUACUGAAACUUAUGAGUUGACAGAAGAAUGCUUGCAAAUAAACUAUUAUGGUGCUAAAAGAACAGCUGAAGCACUUAUCCCACUCCUCCAGUCAUCUGAUUCACCGAGAAUUGUUAAUGUUUCGUCUUUCAUGGGGAAGUUAAACAACAUACCGAGCGGUUGGGCUAAAGGAGUUUUUACUGAUGCAGAAAACCUAACAGAAGCGAGACUAGAUGAGGUACUGACUGAGCUUUUAAAAGACUUCAAGGAGGGUUCCCUUGAAAGUAAGGGCUUUCCUUCUUCUUUGUCAGCCUAUAUAGUCUCAAAAGCUGCACUGAACGCAUAUACAAGGUUUCUAGCAAAGAAGUACCCCACUUUUCGUAUCAAUUCGGUCUGCCCUGGCUUUGUCAAAACAGAUAUAAACUACAAUAUCGGUGUCCUACCUGUCGAAGAAGGCUCUGCAAAGGUUGUGAAGUUAGCAUUGGUGCCCAAUGAUGGCCCUUCUGGCUCCUUCUUUGUUCAGUAUGAAGUGUCAGAUUUUUAAUUGAAGACACAUGAUCCAUUUAUGCAAAUUAAAUACAUGUUAUUUAUUUGGCAGGAUCUUGAAUUUUUAAUGUAACAAAGUAUAUUUGGACCCAGCACCAGAUCCUUUUUAAGUUCUUUCUACAUUCAA